Molecule: messenger RNA, 3486 nt
Organism: Empidonax traillii (willow flycatcher)
Lineage: Eukaryota; Metazoa; Chordata; Aves; Passeriformes; Tyrannidae
Gene: SUGP2
Product: SURP and G-patch domain containing 2
Exons: 10
Coding region: 1-3201 (1066 amino acids)
Biological process (GO): RNA processing
Cellular component (GO): nucleoplasm
Molecular function (GO): RNA binding
Source: RefSeq, a predicted model, not a curated record
AUGGCCUCCCGGCGCAUCCCCCGCGGGGCGUUGGGCCCCGCGCUGCGGGACAGAGCCAGGCGCUGCCGCGGGGACGCGGCCGGCGAGGCGAGCCAGCGCUUCAAAGACCCCCGCGAGGACUACCCGGGCCCUUCCUACAGGCCCGCCAGCCCCCUCCUGCGGAAGGACAGCUAUUACCACGAGCAGUUCGGCCGCCCCGCGCCCCACGAGCGGGAGUACGGGCGCCCAGCUUCCCAAAACAGGGAGUACGGGCACCCAGCUGCCCAGAACAGGGAGUAUGGGCACCCACCUUCUCAAAACAGGGACUACGGGCACCCAGCUCCCCAAAACCGGGAGUACGGGCGCGACCGGGAGUACGGACACCCGGCUUCCCACGAGAGGGAUUACGGGGGCCUGGCCUCCCACGACCAGGAUUACGGCCCUCCUGACUCUUGGGAAGCUGCCGAACCUGAUUUUAGCUCCGCAGAUAUCCUGGGGGACUUCAGGUCGCCGGGGCUCAUGGACGAGGAGUUUGGCGGGGCGGAAGACCAGGAGUACGACGCGGAGUUCGGGGUUCAAGACAGCGAGUUCCGGCCCCCUAUCCGGAGGGGGGUCGUUGGCAGGGGGAGGAUCCUGAGGGGAAAGCGGCUCACGAGGGGCGUGGUCAAAGCUAAGGUGUUCAAAGGGGAGGUCAAAACCCCCCUCAAGAAGUGGGACGUGAAGAAACCGCAGCCGGGCCUCGAUCCGCAGGCUCCGGAGCAGCCCCUGGAAGCCGCCGAACGACCCAGCCCGAGGCCGGUGCCCGUCCCAAAGCUGCCCCCACGACCCAACCAAAGGCCGGCCCUGGCAGCCCAGAGACCCAUCCUCAGGCUCCCCAAGCCUGCCCACGUGUUCAGGAACCUCAACUUCGACCUGGUGGAUAAGUCAGACAUUUUUUCCACGUUCGGGGUGGAGAUUAUCAAGUGGGCCGGGUUCCACGCCAUCAAAAACGACGCCGAGUUCUCCCGGCUCUUCGGGGCUCUCUUCGAGCUGGAGACGGAGACCUGUGCCAAGAUGCUGGCCUCCUUCAAGUGCUCCCUGAGGCCAGAGCACAGGGAUUACUGUUUCUUCACCAUCAAGAGCCUGCAGCACGCCGCCCUGAAAACCCCCAAGGUGGACAACGAGUUCCUCAACAUGCUGCUGGACAAGGGCGCCGUGAAAACCAAGAACUGCUUCUUCGAGAUCAUCAAACCCUUCGACAAGUACAUCAUGAGGCUCCAGGACCGCCUCCUGAAGGGGGUCACCCCCCUGCUCAUGGCCUGCAACGCCUACGAGCUGAGCAUUAAGACCAGCGGCUUCGGGAACCCCCGGGAGAUGGCCGGCGCCUUCGAGACCACCGUGUCUCUCUGUCGCAAGUCCCUGGCUCUCCUGGGCCAGACCUUUGCCCUGGCGUCCGUCUUCAGGCAGGAGAAGAUCCUGGAGGCCGUGGGGCUGCAGGAGAUGGCCCCGGCCCCGACGCUGUUCCCCAACUUCGACGACUCCACCCUGUUCGGAAGGGAGUACAUUGAGAACCUGAAGGCUUGGCUGGAGAAGAGCGGCUACCCCAUCCAGAUGAAGAGGCCCGAGCCCGAGGCCGCGGAACAGCUCAAAGCAGCCUCUCCUGACACGAAAGUCCCACAACGAGCUGAUAGGAAAGUUGUGGAGACAAUUGAGCAGCUGGUGAAGAGCAUCGUGUCAGGAACCUUGUCUGCCAAGGACAGGAGCGCUCAGAAGAACUGCCCUGAGUACUGGUUCCUGUCUGAUGAGGACAGCCUGGAGUACAAAUAUUACAGACUGAAGCUGUCAGAGGCGCAGAGGAGGAAGGAGGAGGGUGGGGAGGGCAGGACCCCAGAAGAAGCCGCCACAGAGUCCAUCAGGGCCCUGCUCUACGCCAGGAAAAUUGCAAGCAUUAAGAGAAGGCUGUUCAAGAGAAAAAGGCCUGGAGGGCUCCCCCAGCGUGGCACCCGAGGAAGGAAGGUGAGGAGAGCAACCAUAGGGACACAGACUGUGCUUUCAGCUGGGACAGUGCUGAGGCACCAAGACAAACAUCUUCCAGGUCCAGCCCAGCCCAAGGUGUCGGUGGCAGGAUCCAGCCUGUCCCACAAGAACUCUCCCCUCGGCACCAGCUCGUCCCCACAGGGUGCCCCCAGCUCCGAGGGCUCUCUGCCACCAGAGGAAAGGGCAGACCCUGAGGAUUUACCAGCACCACCAGAGCUUUUCCCGCCGUUGGCCUCUCAGUUUCCUGAUGUGGAUGCCAAAACCAUGGAAACUGCAGAGAAACUUGCCAAGUUUGUUGCUCAGGUAGGACCAGAAAUCGAGCAGUUCAGCAUAGACAACAGUGCAGAUAACCCAGACCUCUGGUUUCUACAAGAUCAAAACAGUUCUGCUUUCAAAUUUUACCGGAUGAAGGUCUAUGAGUUGUGUCCCUCCAUCAACUUCAGUGCUGUGUCUGAGGCAGCUGAGGCUGGGGAAGGUGCCAAGGCUGGAGAGAGGAAUUUGGAUCUUUCAGAAGAGGAAGAGGAGGAAGAGGAAGAAGAAGAGGAGGAGGAAGAUAACGAGGAGGAAGCUGAGUUUGAGGAGGACAUUUCCCAGCCCUUGGAAGAAAUGGAGCAAGCAGAGGAGGGAGACGAGGAGGACGUGUCAGCAGGUAGAAGUGUGGAAAACCUAGAUGAAGAGAUGGUUUCCAAAACAGGAGAGGAAAUGUCAGCAGGUGAAGUGCAGCUUUCCAGCUCCUCUGAUGGUGCUGUACCAAAUCUGUCGACACAGGCACCGACUCCUGCCCCCGGCACCCCCUUCCCUCGCAAACGAAUCAGCAGCAAGUCCCUGAAAGUUGGGAUGAUCCCUGCCUCUAAAAGGAUCUGCCUCAUAGAAGAACCAAAAGUGCACGAGCCUGUCAGGAUUGCUUAUGACAGACCUCGGGGCUGCCCAGUGACAAAGAAGAAGAAGAAACCAAAAGAUUUGGAGUUCUCCCACAAGAGGCUGACACACAGGAACGUGGGUUUCCAGAUGCUGCAGAAGAUGGGCUGGCAGGAGGGGCACGGCCUCGGCACACGAGGGAAAGGGAUCAGAGAGCCCGUAAAAGUGGGUGCUACCUCUGCAGGGGAGGGCUUGGGUGUUGCAGGGGAAGAAAAUAAAGAAGAUGCAUUUGACGUUUUCCGUCAGAGAAUGAUACAAAUGUACAGGCAGAAAAGAGCAAGUAAAUAGUUCCAGGCUCUCUUCCAUGAAGACUGCAAGCUUCAGUGAACAUUUUAAACUAACUUCAGUGGUGUGUCUGCUGUCUUUUGGUUGGGUUUUGCCAUUAAUCCUGUAGAGAAUUUGCUCGUUUCUGUCCCGUGCAGAUGCAGCAGUGCUAAGCCAGUGGCAAUGCUUAUGUUCUGGAUAACUGACAUUUCCCUGUAGUGUAAGUAAAAAAAAAAAAAAAAACAAACACAAAAACCCCCUGUUAGCAUUGUUAACCUUUUAAUAGCUGCAAUAAAUGUAGAACUUAAC